GGGCCGGAGACUACACCCUAGCGCGGUUACCGCAGUUCGGUCUUGCGGAGAGGCGGCCGAGGCGCGGGCGCGCAGCUCAUUGGACCUCGGCCCUGUCGUUCCCGGGGCGCUGCGUGCGGAUUGGCCGACGGGGCCUGAGGACGUUGGCCGAGUUCGGCGGGCCGACGCUGGGGCGGACUUCGGGGGGCGCUUCAGACAGUCGGGGUCGUUAAAGUUUUUCAGCCCCGGCUGGGUUGGCCGGGCCCUGCCGAACCCGGCCGCUCGCAGGCCCGGUGUCCCUUUUGGAAGACGCCACAAAAUGGCGGCGCCGAGAGGCGGAGCUAUGACGGGAGCUCGUGGGGCACGGGGUCUAUGGCCUGGACCGAGACGGGACCGCUGCCUCUUCCAGGGCUGUCGUGCCUGCCUGUCUGGGAACCUGCGGGAUUGGCUGGGGCCUCCGUGCGGCACAGGAGGCCUGGGACGCUGGUCCCGAAGGCCGUGUGGGCUGCGCAGAUUCCGACCCCUUGCCGCCAGCCGGGCGGUGCAGAGCAGCAGGACCUAGUGCCGCCUCCUCACUGGGCGCCUGUCGCGGACCUGGCUCAAGCACAUCUGGGACAAGAUACUGAGGGUUAUGGGGCGUGGAGUGCUGGACCUACAAACACCCAGGGUACAUAUGGAACUGGUGUGGCCAGCUGGCAAGGUUAUGAAAACUACAAUUACUAUGGUGCCCAGAACACCAGCGUCACCACGGGAGCAACUUACAGCUACGGCCCAGCCUCAUGGGAGGCCACCAAGGCCAGUGACGGCCUGGCGCCUGGGGGCCCUGCCAUGCACAUGGCUGCUUACGGCCCAGAACCAUGCACUGACAGUUCUGACUCCCUCAUCGCCAAGAUCAACCAGCGUUUGGACAUGAUGUCCAAGGAAGGAGGAAGGGGCGGGAGCAGCAGCGGUGGGGAGGGCGUGCAGGACCGGGAGAGCUCCUUUCGCUUCCAGUCGUUUGAGUCCUAUGAUUCCAGGCCUUGCCUGCCUGAGCACAAUCCCUACCGCCCCAGCUACAGCUACGACUAUGACUUUGACCUGGGGCCCAACCGCAAUGGUGGCUUUGGUGGUCAGUACAGUGACUGCCGGGACCCAACCCGUGAGCGGGGCUCCCUCGAUGGCUUCAUGCGGGGUCGCGGCCAGGGCCGCUUCCAGGACCGGAGCAACCCCAGCACAUUUAUGCGCGGUGACCCCUUCAUGACACCUGCAGCCGCCUCUGAGCCUCUUUCUACUCCGUGGACAGAGAUGAACUAUGUGGGUGGGCGGGGCCUUGGAGGCCCCUCCCCCAGCAGGCCCCCACCUUCCCUCUUUUCCCAGUCCAUGGCCCCUGACUUUGGCAUGAUGGGCAUGCAGGGGGCAGGUGGUUAUGACAACUCUGUGCCCUACGGAUGUGGCCGGUCACAGACCCGGAUAAGAGAUCAGCCUCGGCGGAGAGGGUUCAAUCGCUGUGGCCCAGAAAGCUUGGGCAGGAAACGGAAGCAGCUGCAGAUUUAUGACGAGCCUGACACCAAACAAGCUCGAGCUGACAGUGAAGGAGAUUUUUCUGAAAACGAUGAUGGAGCUGGUGACUUCCGAUCAGGAGAUGAAGAAUUCAGGGGUGAGGACGAAUCCUUUGACUCCGGGAGACAGAGAGGAGAGAAGGACGAUGAAGAUGAUGAAGUGAAGAAGAGAAGGGAAAAGCAGAGGAGGAGAGACAGGAUGCGAGACCGAGCAGCUGACAGGAUUCAGUUUGCCUGUUCCGUGUGCAAGUUCCGUAGCUUUGAAGAUGAAGAAAUCCAGAAGCAUUUGCAAAGCAAGUUUCACAAAGAGACACUGCGCUUUAUAAGUACCAAGCUGCCUGACAAGACGGUGGAAUUCCUCCAGGAAUACAUUAUAAACAGGAAUAAGAAAAUUGAGAAACGGCGGCAGGAACUGAUGGAGAAGGAAAGUACAAAACCAAAACCAGAUCCUUUCAAAGGGAUUGGCCAGGAGCACUUCUUCAAGAAAAUAGAGGCUGCUCACUGCCUGGCCUGUGACAUGCUGAUCCCGGCGCAGCCCCAGCUCCUCCAGCGGCACCUGCACUCUGUCGACCACAAUCACAAUCGCCGGUUGGCUGCUGAACAGUUCAAGAAAACAAGUCUCCAUGUGGCUAAGAGUGUUUUGAACAACAGACAUAUAGUGAAGAUGCUGGAAAAAUACCUCAAGGGUGAAGACCCUUUCACCAGUGAAGCUGGUGAUGCAGAAAUAGAAGGAGAUGAGCCUUUAGGAGGUGAGGAUAAGGAGGAGACCCCUGAGGAGGUGGUGGCCCAGGUCUUGGCUGAGGUGGUUACGGCAGCAGUGAGGGCGGUGGAUGGCGAGGAAGCUCCUGCUCCAGAAAGUGGGGAGAUGCCAGCCGAACGGGACGGCCCCACAGACACGGCCGGAGCCACCAGUAGUCCCCAUCCCGAAGCAGAGACUCCCUGCAGAGUGGCGCCCGGGAAGGGCAGCACUGACGCAGAAGCUGCAGGUGAAGCUGCAGAGGCUGGAGUCGAAGUGGAGGCCAUGGCGGCAGAGUCAGAAAGCACCGUGACAGCCACAGCUGCUGCAGAAGCCACAGUGGAACAGACUGAUGCAGAGUCCAAAGAUGCUGUUCCCACAGAAUGAUCCUUCUUUCCCUGUUUCAAGGGAUAUGUUAUAUAAUGCAUAUUCUCUCUCCUUUGGUUUGUAAGUAGUACUAGGGUAUGUGAUACUGGAAUAUUAUUUUGGCGAAGAGACACAGCCAUUUCCUUCAAAAAAGUGUACCUCACAGGCUUGUCUCACAGAGUCGUGUGGCUUUCUGCCUUGGUGUGAAGGCUGUAAAAGUUGUACAUUCCCCCAAGUGGCUGUGACAUCUCUCUUUACAUGAUAGUUGGAAUAAUAAAAGUUGGAUAAUUAGACCUUGCUGAUACUUUGCUUGUUAAAUACAGCCACUGGCUGAAUGCACCCCUUUUUAUUUUUUGGUCUGGGGGCAGUUCGAUACUAGGAUGUAUCUUGCUUUAUAGAGCUUUUACUGUUUUUGUUAAAGUUUCAAGAAUUUACUUGGGCUUCGGUUUUUAAUCUCUGCUUUUGUGGUGCACUGUGUGGUGUGUGGUCCUCCUUCACAAGAGGCAGCAGAAUCUUGGUAACGUGGUUUGAUUCUGUCACGUCAGUGAAUUCUCAAAGGCCUGGAGAAUUCACGUGAACCACUGGAAGCACACCUACUUACCCUCAAGAAUGAGGAUAUUUUGCCUGGGGCAUUGUUUCCCAACUUUUAGUCCUUGUGAAUCACCUUUGCAAUGUUUUACCUCAUUUGUGACCCACCUCUGCAUUACUUCAGGGUUUCUUGUUUUUCUUUAAAUUGAGUUACUUUUACUUAAAUAUAUUUAAAAAGAAAAUUUGAUGUCUUGUGAAUGGAAAAUCAAUAUAAAUUGCCAUAGAGAUACCUAUCUGUGGAAAAUGAAUAAACAUUUUAUUUUAGAUAAAUAUUCCUUGGGAAGUUUCUGAAUCUGUAAGAAAGAAAAGCUAGCAUGUCUUGAAGGUUAGUAAGCAACAGUUACACUUUCAUGUAAUCAAAAGAACUGGAAGAUAACCGCCCUUUUGAAAUGGUACUGCUGGGUCUGUUUUCCUGUAAGCCUUUGAGCUGUCGCACUUAGGAAGGCACUGGCCAGCGGGACGUUAUUAGAAAAGAGGUGAUAGAAAAGAGAGCACCUGUUGUGUACCAGGUGCUGAUUCAUGACAAAACUUAGAUGUGUGCACUGCUCUCAAGGAGCCUUAUUGGAGACGUGAGAUGGGUAUUUAUGAAAAAGUCAAAUGGUAGAACUAAGAACAAAUAAACUGCUUAGUAAGCAAGAAA
Molecule: messenger RNA, 3847 nt
Organism: Bubalus bubalis (water buffalo)
Lineage: Eukaryota; Metazoa; Chordata; Mammalia; Artiodactyla; Bovidae
Gene: AKAP8
Product: A-kinase anchoring protein 8
Exons: 14
Coding region: 352-2640 (762 amino acids)
Cellular component (GO): nucleus; nuclear matrix
Molecular function (GO): protein kinase A regulatory subunit binding; DNA binding
Source: RefSeq, a predicted model, not a curated record